AUAAUAAUAAAAAAAUAUGUGAUUUCAGUUUGUCUGUAUAAAUCUCUCUCUAUCAUCAUUUUUGAAGUUGGUACCAGCUGAAACACAAAGACAAGAAUUUGGUGAAAAAAAUGGGUCUCAAAGUCUAUGUCGAUCGGAUGUCUCAACCUUCUCGAGCUAUUCUCAUAUUCUGCAAUUUUAUUAUUGGUAUAGCAAUAAAUCCUCUGGGACAAGUUCCAGCGAUAACUGAUGGAAGAUUCAAGCUUUUUGAGAGUCAUGCGAUUUUGAUCUACCUAUCUUGGGCAUUCCCAGGAGUUGCAUAUCAUUGUCACUCUAUUGGUUCUAACGUAUCCGAAUGAUCUAUCUAAAAGGUCUAAGAUUCACUCAGUCUUGGAUUGGCAUCGUUCGAAUUUAUGUCGUGGUGCAGGGUGUCUUUUCAGCUCCAUUUGUUCUACAUACCGUACUAGGAUCUGCAUUAGGCAUUCCUAUGAAUCCACAAGCAUCUGGCAAAGCUGAGAAAGAGUUGACAUCUUCCCUAUCAAAACUUGAAUAUUUUUGGCUCACUGGAAAAGGAAAAUUCUUAUUGGGUAGUUUUCAACCAUCUAUUGCUGAUCUUAGCCUUGUUUGUGAAAUCAUGCAGCUUGAGGUAAAAUGAACCUUACAUUUCUCAAUAGCUGAAUUCGAUCCUCAUUUCUCUUCAGUAGUUAAACCUCUCUAAAUUUAAACCAUCUUCUCGAGAAAUUCCAAUAUCAUUGAUAUAUAAAUUUGGUUUUGAUUCAACUUUUGAACGAGAAGGAUCGCAUACAAAUAUUAAGCCCAUUCAAAAAAAGUGUUGAAGUGGAUCGAAGAUACAAGAACUACAACAAGUCCUCACUUCGAGGAAGUGCAUAAAGUCUUAUUCAGAGCAAAAUCAAAAUUUCACAAACUGACAAUUGAAGCAAACUAUGAGUCCAUGUCAAGCAUGAAGGCCAUGUUACCAUCAAAGUAGUAUGAUCUAAUGUUCUCACAUGUAGCUUCUUCCUAAUUCUGUAAGGUAUACCACUUUUACCUGUUUCCGAACAUGGAACAUCAUACAUAUGAUCUGAAUAAGUAAAUAUGAAUUUGGACGGGGAUGUAUGCUUCAUUUCUGUCAAAUAAAUGAAUUUGAGAAGAAAGAGGCAAGAAUUAAUUACACUCGGGAGCAUAUUAACUGUGAUUGGAUCUCGUAGAGAUGGACUCUUGGGAUUUUAGGGUGCAAAAACCAAACCAAUUGG
Papaver somniferum (opium poppy) is the source of this 1232-nucleotide messenger RNA. Its product is annotated as glutathione S-transferase T1-like. Bases 111 to 338 code for a protein of 75 amino acids. The transcript has 5 exons. The record is from RefSeq and is a predicted model, not a curated record. NCBI's taxonomy places the organism in Eukaryota, Viridiplantae, Streptophyta, Magnoliopsida, Ranunculales, Papaveraceae.